AGCUGUCACAUCUUCGCAUACUCCUCAUCAAUGGCGAUAAACAACUGGGGACUCCUGUCCCAAGCGGACGAGGAUGCGCUUCACAACGUCGCACGUCUCCUCUCUGUCGAAGCGCGCCCGUUCCAGCGAGUCUCUGGUCGCCUGCUCAAGUCCGACGCAUUUGCAAAUGGCCGACUAGUACAGCUUCCCUCGCCGCCACCUGAUGCUUCUGCUGCAGAAGAAGCUGCUGCCGCGAGGGCAAUCGAACGAGACCAACAAGAUCACAAAAUCCAGGUUUGGCGGAAUGAUCUAAUGAAUGAGCUCGACCUUUUGGACUACACAAUCCUGCGCUUCGAACUCACGACUGAAAGCAAUCACGAUGAGCGGGCGCGAUAUGCACGAGAAAAGACCGCCAUCACCGAGAAGCAGGAGCGUGUUAAAGAGAAUAUCGAGAAGCUGCGGGUCGACUUGGAGCAAACAAAGGAGACAUUAGCCGUUCGCAAGACAUAUGACGAGCUGACGGAGAAGAUUACAAACAGCAAGAUGCUGAAGCCGCGAGACGAGCAGGCGCUUGCUCACGCGAAGUUGGACGAGGAGAUCGCGGAGCUCGAGCAAGAAGUACAGACCGCGAAGGAUACCUGGAACGAGCGCCGUGUGCAGUUCUACCGCAUCGAGGAGGAGGCACGAGAAAUGCUGCGUAUGAUUAAAGACGAGAAGGAAGAAGCGGAACGCAAGGAAGGCAUGAUGAAGGACAGAGACGACGAAGGCGAUGGAGAAGGCAGCACAACGAGAGGCGAUGUCAGCCAUGUGGGCACACCAAGGCCGGAUGGUGGCCUUACGCCGAUACAUAUCAGCCAAUCCGCCGACACUUCAAAUACGCUGAAGGUCCCGCACGAUCGACUAGCACCUCUUUCUCGAGACGCAAGUGUCGCUCCUUCCCCUGCAGCUUCUGCAGGCGUGGACGACGCAGAGAUGGGGGAAGCAGGCGAGAAUGGGGGAGAUACCCAGGCGGACCAUUCGUCUGGCCCGGAAGAGGGCGAGGAUGUGGAAGAGGGCGAAGAUGAUGAGCAAAGUGGAGACCGGGGAGGCGAAACUCCGCGUGAUAUGGACGAUCCCUGAUCAGUCGUUUUCAUAGUUCUCUUUUCCGGACGGGCCGUUUCUGCGCGUGCGACGACAGAUAGCCUAUUUCUUUGGGUUCCUCUCAUUUUGAUACCCUGUUUCCUUGCAUAGCGCGGUGUUUGAGGCAUGGAACAACCUUUCCUGGGCUAUGUACAUCUACAUAUAGACUCGUGGGUAUGAUAUCUGGAUGAGCCGGGCGUGGACGGCUUAUGAGAUCUCACGGAGGCUUUCCUUGCCCUUUGCAAUCGCCUCCUUCGCCUUAGUAACGUCUUCCGUCGAAGCUUCCCCGCCUGCCUCUUUGUUGCUCUCAAGCUGUUCCUCC
Molecule: messenger RNA, 1420 nt
Organism: Trematosphaeria pertusa
Lineage: Eukaryota; Fungi; Ascomycota; Dothideomycetes; Pleosporales; Trematosphaeriaceae
Exons: 3
Coding region: 31-1098 (355 amino acids)
Biological process (GO): mRNA processing
Cellular component (GO): THO complex part of transcription export complex
Source: RefSeq, a predicted model, not a curated record